AUGGGCACCGACACGCCCAUCGAGUUCAUCUCUACAGGCCGCGUAAAGAUACGCGAGUCCAUGAGUGGACAGCCAGCCAGCCGCCUCACGCUCAACCGCCAGUUACGAUCUCUUAUGGGACCUUGGACUUCAUGGCUUCCCAUUGGCGUAUUCCUCAUCAAACACAAAGACGGUCCAAUCCUGGUGGAUACAGGUGCAUCGCCAGACUGUCUCAAAGACGGCUACUUCUCAGCCUUCAGCUUCGUCGUCCACAUUGUGAAUCAAAUUCAGAUAUCUCUAGAGGAUGGCAUCGUCUGUCAGCUUGGGAAACUUGGAAUCGACCCAAAAGAUCUUCAAGCCAUUGUGCUUACCCAUCUACACCAUGAUCACGCAGGUGGCCUCGAGGAACUGUCACAGCUGGCACCAGAGGUUCCGGUAUACGUCAGUGCCGAGCAUUGGCAAGCCUUUGGGAACAACUCCCGAUACGCAGCCAUGCAAGGCUGUGCUCCUGACCACUGGCCCAAAGACUUCAAGCCAGAGCUUCUCACAUUUGACGGAGCCAGUAUUGGAUCCUGGACAAGGUCGAACCCCAUCACAAGGGAUGGAACCGUCGUUGCCGUGCCGACUCCUGGCCAUGUGCCCGGCCAUAUCUCUGUCAUUUUUACCACUACCGAUGCACGAGACAGAGAUGGAACAGCAACUACUUACCUGAUCACCGGGGACGCAACUUACGGCUUGGAGUUUUUGGAAGCGAACGAGCCUGAUGGUGUCAAUAACGACCCCGCCAAGGCUUUGGAGAGUCUGCAGCUUAUCAAGGAGUUUGCAAGACAACGGGAAGUUGUGGCCCUCCCGAGCCAUGAUGUAAAUACCCCUCGGAUACUAGAGGGAAAAGUUCUGUACCGUCCAAAAGAUUGA
This is a messenger RNA of Pestalotiopsis fici W106-1, 894 nucleotides long. RefSeq lists its product as uncharacterized. The coding region runs from base 1 to 894 and encodes 297 amino acids. The transcript has a single exon. Lineage: Eukaryota; Fungi; Ascomycota; Sordariomycetes; Amphisphaeriales; Sporocadaceae. The record is from RefSeq and is a predicted model, not a curated record.